Messenger RNA from Lucilia cuprina (Australian sheep blowfly), 1257 nucleotides. RefSeq names its product cytosolic carboxypeptidase Nna1-like. Lineage: Eukaryota; Metazoa; Arthropoda; Insecta; Diptera; Calliphoridae. The coding region runs from base 160 to 1257 and encodes 365 amino acids. The transcript has a single exon. The record is from RefSeq and is a predicted model, not a curated record.
AUUAAAAAGUUAUAAUUGUGUGAAACCAAUCUGCCAACUUCUUGACUUCUUCUUCUCCUGCAGGAUAAAACAAAAAAAUCUAGAUCAAAAAUCCACAUACCCGAUGAUUCCAGUGACUCCGAUGUCUCCUCCUGCGAAUCACAAGUCUCAUCACCCGAUAUGCACUCAAUCUUAGGUCAUGAUAAAAAAGUUCAACAGACCAUAACGAAUCUUUUGAACACUCUAGAACAAAGAUCUUCCAGCAACUCCAAUGAGGAAGAUGAUGACGAUGAAGAUGACGACGAGGAGGAGGAAGAAGAUGAGGAUACCGAAGAAGAAGCGGAUAAAACUUUUAAUGCCGAGAGAGCAGAGGAUGGUGAUAAAUCGGAAUCAAAAUCAAAAACGCACAAAAAACACAAAUGCAAAAAACCCAUUGAGGAAACGGUGAUAACAGAGGAGGAGAUCGAUAGUAUAUGGGCGGACAAAUCGCCAGAAUACAUGGCUGCCACGCCCACUUUUAUAAAAACACAAAUCGAUAAAAAUGUCAAGGCCCAACAAAUGAAAGCCAUACCGCCCGUAAGACUUAAUGCAGGCCUGCAAAUAGAUUUAAGUAGUUCUAGCACUAGCACUUACCAAAAUACAGAUGGAGAAAUUGAUGCAGAUGAUAAUGUUCUCUAUUCCCUAGAAAAUUUAACCUCCUCACCAGAUGCCUAUAGAAAAAUAAAGACGAAUCCUUUAUUCAAUCCCGAUAUGUCCAUAAAUCUUUCGGAAUUAGCAAAAUUAUCUUCUCCUUCGCCAAAACGCCAAACUUCCCAGCUUAAAACGAAAUCCUGCAAAAAUUCUCCUGAUAUCUUAAAUCCAUCUUCACCCGAUAACUCCUUAUCAUCGUCCCCUCAAGAUCUUAGCUAUAAUAGUGUUUAUUCCUCACAAAAUUCAACACCCUAUAGUAGUAUUAGUGAUUAUCAAGAUCGUGCAAAAUUUACAAAUUCGAAUCCUAUAAAUGUUGAUAAAUCAAAUAAAUUUACUUAUUUACCACAGUUUAGUCGCUCAGCGGUUGGAGGUUCAAAGUUUCUGACAAAUUGCCAUCCUUACAAUGCCGAAGAAUAUGAUGGUUUGGAAUUUGAAUCACGUUUCGAAUCGGGCAAUUUAGCCAAAGCCAUACAAAUUACCCCAACUUAUUAUGAGCUGUAUCUGAGGCCCGAUUUGUAUACCAGCCGAUCGAAGCAAUGGUUUUAUUUCCGAGUGAAAAGGACAAAGAAAAAUAUGAUUUAUAGGUGA